Patiria miniata (bat star) is the source of this 7834-nucleotide messenger RNA. RefSeq lists its product as uncharacterized. The transcript has 2 exons. Gene Ontology annotation, molecular function: nucleic acid binding; zinc ion binding. The record is from RefSeq and is a predicted model, not a curated record. Gene Ontology annotation, biological process: DNA integration. NCBI's taxonomy places the organism in Eukaryota, Metazoa, Echinodermata, Asteroidea, Valvatida, Asterinidae. The coding region runs from base 2108 to 7561 and encodes 1817 amino acids.
AUUUUCCUAAGUUGGAUGAAAGAAUGUUCCAUUCUACAAGGUGAAGCUGAGUUGAAUGGAACAUUUCUCUUUGACCCAUAAAUAAUUCUCCAAUCAACUGACAAAGAUUUAGAUUGUGAAAUAAUUGAUAUGAGAGUAAUGAGUGAUAUUUUAAAAACAUUUUUUCAAUUACAGGCAUUUGGAUACCAUCAACACAUUCAGCAGUGCUACAAAAGUAUCUGUGAUGUUUCCAGGAUAGACGGUGCAGAAAGACUUGCAAAGAAACAGCAACAUGAAAGUCAAGAUACAACAUGUUUCAGAUGGGAACUGUGAUGGAGUCACUGAUGCCGCCAAACAAGGAUGCCUUGCACCUGCACGUAAAGAGGGCUAACUACCAGGCAGCCAUAUACAAGAGGGCCCUGGAUGCACGUCCUGAAGUGCUGUCUAGUCUCCACACAGAAGAGGAUGGAAGGUCAUCGGCGAUGACAUCAGUAUCCACUGGAUGGAUCUUCCCCCUGCCCCAGACAGUGUCAUGUAAUUUGCCCAUUGCUCAUGUAAAAAAAAGUCAAUGCACAAAAGGCCAGUGUAGCUGUCUUGAAAAAAAUUGCCAUGCACAGACUUGUGCAAUUGCACCAACUGUGAAAACAUUCCAAGUGAAGGGCAGCGCACUUCACCCGAAAGUGAUGAUUCAGAAAUCGAGGAUUAACUAAUGUAAAAACUGACCAUCACGUACAUGUACGUCUAUCUAAAUAAGGAAUAAGAUUGUCAAUUGAAAAACUUGAAUCACACAGUCUGCUUCCCAUCCACUUAAGUAUUUCCAAAUAUGAAUCAAUAGAACUUGUAGUUUCCAGAAUCUCGCCCUUAUAUGUUAAUUAAUGUUUACAACUGUUACCCUUUAACCUUUAGCCCCACCAUGAAUAGUUUAACCUUGCCCGCACUUCAUUUGCAUAGAAAGCAUAGUCGCGCACAGUAUUAUGGGGCGAUUUUACGACCUUGAUUCUAGCAUUUUCUCCGUGGAGCUGAUACCUAUCUUUUACCGUACACGUACAACUUGAUAUAUAUUGCCGAAUUCCGUCCAAACUUGAAGGAAUUUCAAGCCGAAAAGGAGCCUAAAGAUACCACCAGAGUUUUCUCAUGCUUGUGAACAUUUCAGUGCGAUCCAGGUCGCUGUGAUAACUGUGUGAUUUUAAGAGGUUUCCGAUCCGAACUUCGUGAACUUUUGUGCAUGUUGUGAACGACUCUGUGAGUAACGAUCCCUUUGUACUCCAAUAUUUGGUGGAAUAAAGUGAACAGAAUUCAUUGAUUAUAGAACUAUAGAAGUACGCGUAAAGAAUAUCAGUUUUUGACUUAGUGUCCACGGUCGCUACAUUCAGUAAAAGAUAGCAGCAUACAGAUAAAUGAAUAUUUUGUGACUAUAACGAUGAAAUCGGGAAAGAUCCCCUGCCGCUCCGCUCUGUCCGGAAAUUGGGCCACGUUUAUAAACGAACGCUAAACGACUCCCUGUGACUCGCGCUUGUCUGGAAACUGGGCAAGGACGAUUAAAUACUGUAAACGGUCACCGUUCUUCAGCGGGUAGCAGACCAACCCCUCUGCCUAAAUAUGGAAACCCAGAAUAAAGAAAAAUCACAAGAUAAAGCUGAUUCUUCCAGCUCAGCUUCAAUGCCAGAGCUCACACCACAUAAUACUGGGGCCGGAUCAAAUCCUCCCGUCUCGGCAAACUUACAAAUGGAAAUGACAUGUGACCCAGAACUUGCAGAAGAAAUUCAUCCAGAAGACAGCAUCUCUGUGGCACUCUUCGGAGAUAAAUCUAAGACAUUGACUCGCAAAAGUAUUUCUGGACGAUUUGACAUCAGUAACGCCUCAUCAGCAAAGACAACAAUUUCCAUGCUGCUACACAAGCAUCAGCAGAGAGAAGUCGAGCUUGCGGCCAGAUCUGCUGCUCUUAAGGAACAAGCUCGAAGAGCGUAAACGCGCUCUUCAGCGAGAGCUCCAACUGCAAGAAGCAGAAGAAGAAAUAAGACGCCUAAGACGGCGACAGCAAAUCCAAGAAGAGCAAGCCAAGAUUGAAAGUGAGCAGCAAGUUAUCGAAAUAAAUGCUGAGCUACAGGCAGCAAAAGCUAUCACUAAGAUGCUUAAUGACGAAGAAUUAUCCAACGUAUGUUCCCAAGGUUCCCAAAACUUUGUGGACGAAGUUGUACAUGCCAUUGAAUCUGACGCCUCGAGACGUAAUCCUGCAGUGAUAAACCAGCUGAAACCCGAAGCACCGGUUUUUUCCAUCAAACCUAUGGCCGAACCUGCCCGACCCGUGAUGGCCCCGGCACCAGACUAUGGUGAGAACUCAAAGGGGGAACCCUCUGCCACACAGCAAUCUUGUGAACCUGUGGAUCCAAUGCCAUCUAAGGAUGAGGGCAGUUUCCAUAAAGAUAAAACCCUGAUGAAAGAGCCAGUGACAAAAGAAAGUGACAAGAAAGAGUGUCAAAUUCCAGAGGUACCGAUGGCAUUGCUUCUCAGUAAAUUUGUGGACAGCCAAAGGGAAGCUGCACUUCCAUCUUCGGAAAUAGAUCCCUUUAGUGGAGCAGAUGUCCUCUCCUACAUGACAUUCAUGAAGAACUUUGGUUAUGUGGUGGAGGGCAAAACCAACGACCCAGCAAGAAGGCUCGAACUCCUCCUAAAGUAUACAAAGGGGGAAGCCCAUGAGCUUAUUAAGGAGUGUCCUAUGAUUGAAACCCCAUCACAAGCCUAUGAACGGGCAAAACAGCUACUCAAACGUGACUAUGGACAACCAUCAAUAUUGGCGGCGGCUUACAAGAAUAAAGCCGAGCAAUGGGGAAAGAUUGCAACAGGAGACAAGACAGGCUUGCGGAAAUUCUCCAUCUUUCUCAUCAACUGUUGCAACGGGAAGCAGAGCAACCGUGACAUGGCCAGCAUGGACGGCUUCGAAUUCUUGAAGCUGUUGGCCGGAAAACUGCCUGUUGCCCUCCAACAGCAGUGGAUCAGACAAGUAGGCAAAUUCAGAGAAAUUGAAGAGCGCUCGCCUACAUUGGAAGAUUUUGAGAGAUUCGUGGGACAAAUUUCCAGAAACGAAAAUGACCCACGAAUUGCUGGCCUUGGUUACCAACGCAGAAAUGAGGAAGACAAAAAACAACUCUACAAAUCAACCCGGCAUGAAAGUAGAGGAGUUACUCAGAGGAAAGCCUUUGCAGCCACAGUGAAGGAAAGAAGAGACGCGCCCAAACAUAUUUCAAAGGAAAACAAAGCAGCCAAAGCACCAUGCCUACACUGUGGGGAUGGCACAAACCACUGUGUGCUGGACUGCAGAAAGUUUGCAUCAUUGGACGCAAAGGCGAAAUCCGAAUUUUGCCACAAAAGGGGCAUGUGUUUCGGGUGCCUAAACCCGGGGCAUAUGAAAAAGACAUGCCCAAACCCAGACUGGGCCAAGUGCAGCCUGUGUUCAAGGCGGCAUGUCACUUGCAUGCAUGACCCGGAUCGACAACCAGCCACACCAAAGAAUGAACAGAAAGAACCAGAAACUGCAAAGGUGACCACAGGCUGUGUGAGUGUAGAAGCAAAGGCAUGUGGAGCGACAAACACGGAUAAGACCAACCCACUGAUGGCAAUCGUUCCAGUGACGAUCAAAGCAAAAUCCAGUACUGAGUGCAUUACCACAUAUGCAUUCAUAGAAAAUGGAUGUGGAGCUGUCUUUUCCACCAAAGAGCUAAACCGACAAUUGAAGACAAAGUCCAGAAAAACCAAGCUGAUCAUCAAAACAAUGAACUCAGAAGAACUAAUCAACACUGAAGUCAUUCUGGACGAACUGCAGCUCAGCAGCAUCGACGGUGACACCUUCAUUGAUCUCCCAGCAGUCUUCAUGAAGGACAGUAUGCCAGUUACAAUGAAAGAAGCCCCAACCCAGCGAGACUUGAACGAGUGGAGCCACCUGAAGCAAAUCAAGCUCCCAGACCAAAGAAACAUUGACAUUCCCAAAGUCAGCCUGAUGAUUGGAGUCAAUGUUCCGGCUGCGUCACUACCUUUAGAGACAGCAGCUGGCCACCUUGGCGAUCCUUACGCCAUCAGAAGCCCCCUGGGCUGGCUAGUGUAUGGACUGCCUGGAAAGUUGAGAGAUCAGCCGGAGGUCAGCGUCAACAUCAACAUGGAUUUCAACGAGCGCCUGAAUGAUGACAAGCAAGCUAUGUCUGUCGAAGAUAGACAAUUCAUCACUUUCAUGGAUGAGUCUGUCGUCAAAACCAGUGGUCACUAUCAGAUGAAGUUACCGUUCCGUGACUGUAAGGUCUGCAUGCCAGACAACCGAUCCCAGGCUGGCAUGUUUGCUGCAAGACUGAACAAGAAACUCAGUAAGGAUGACAGGUUGAAGACACAAUACACUGAUUUCAUGACAGAUCUAGAAAGAAAGGGCUUUGCAGAGAGGGUACCACUACCAGAAAUAAAGCGAGAUGAUGGCAGAGUAUGGUAUAUCCCACACCACGGCGUAUAUCAUCCAAGAAAGCCAGACAAGCUGAGGGUGGUAUUUAACUGCCCGGUAGACUACAAGGGAACAUCGCUAAACAGCCAACUACUACAAGGCCCAGACAUGACCAACCACAUGUAUGGCGUUCUUCUUCGAUGGAGACAAGAAAAUGUGGCUAUCAUGGCAGACAUCGAAGCGAUGUUUUACCAGGUGAGGGUGACACCAGGAGACUGUGAUAUGCUACGCUACUUGUGGUGGCCGGAAGGUGACCUGCAGAGGGAACCAGAGGUGUACCGAAUGUUGGUGCAUUUGUUUGGUGCAGUAUCUUCACCGAGCUGUGCCAACUAUGCCCUCAAGAAGAAAGCCACUGACAAUGAACACAAAUAUAGAAGAGAAGUAAUAGAAGCCAUACAUAAUGACUUCUAUGUAGAUGACUUCGUAAAGUCUGUGGCAACUGAAGAUGAAGGCAUAAGCCUUGCACAAGACAUGAAAAGAGCAGUAGCAGAAGGGGGCUUCAAGCUCACAAAGUGGACCAGCAACAGCAGAAAACUGCUUGCAACCAUACCCAAAGAAGAUCUAGCCAAAGAGGUGAGGAACCUUGAUCUCCAAACUGAUGAGCUACCAGUGGAACGUGCCCUGGGUGUGCAGUGGUGCAUUGAAGAUGAUCGCCUGCAAUUUAGCCAGGAAAAAGUGAAUCCGAAACCGACCCGAAGAAACAUCUUAUCAGUGAUGAGCUCCAUAUUCGACCCAUUUGGAGCUACUUCUCCCUUUGUCUUACGGGCGAAGAUGAUCCUGCAGUCGUUGUGCCGAAACAAGAUAGGGUGGGACGAUCCCAUCCCUACAAAGGAAAAACAAGAAUGGGAAAACUGGCUCAAGGACUUGCCUAACCUGAGCAGGGUGCAACUGAACCGAUGUUUCAAACCUGUGAACUUCGGAAAGGUGGCCAAUGUACAAAUGCAUCACUUCACUGAUGCAAGCCAGCAAGGUUACGGUACUGUAACCUACCUGCGCCUGACAAAUGAAAACCGUGAAACCCACUGCGAGUUUGUGUGUGCCAAAGCCAGAGUUGCACCUCUAAAGACGCACACUAUUGUCAAGAUGGAACUAACUGCAGCCACCUCUGCAGUCCGUCAAGAUGACCUCUUGAAGAGAGAGCUCACAGUGAACAUUGAUCAGACUGUAUUCUGGACAGAUAGCCAGACAGUUCUGAAAUACAUCAUGAAUGAGACCACCAGAUUCCCAGUUUUUGUAGCGAAUCGCAUCGCCGUGAUCAGAGAUGCGUCCGAUAUUAGCCAGUGGAGAUAUGUCCCCACUAAAUUGAACCCUGCUGACCAUGCUUCGCGGGGCCUCAGUGCAGAAGACCUGAUCAACAAACCGGAGUGGCUGGGAGGCCCAAACUUCCUCAGCCAACCAGAAGAAAGCUGGCCCGGUGCCGAACAAAUUCAGAUGGAAGAUGACGAGGAAAAUGACAACUGCGAAGUGGCUGAUGGUGCUUCCCAAGUGAACAUAAAUGUAGUGAUGACAUCCAACGAGACCAGUGCCAUAGACCAGCUGAUCCAUCACUACUCAGACUGGACGAAGCUAAAAAGGGCGAUAGCAUGGUGGUUACGCCUAAAGACCAUGUUGCAGCACAGGAAGACCAACUGUAACAAGAAACCCCUGCAGAAUAAGCCUCUAACAGUUGAAGAAAUGCAGUGUGCUGAAAAGGCCAUCUUGAAGUAUGUUCAAGGAUGUGCUUUUCCCAGAGAAGUUGAGGCACUCAAAAAUGUGAAAACAAGCGACCAAAAUCCAGACAACCCUUUGGCUGCUGGAAAAGAAGCUACCCCAAUAGAACACCAGAGAAAGCCGAUCAAUAAAGGAAGUCCAUUGAUUAGCUUAGACCCAGAGCUGCGUGAUGGACUCUUAACAGUUGGUGGCAGGCUUCGGCAUGCAUCAAUCCCCGAAGCUGCCAAACACCAGCUGAUUCUGCCAAAAGACCACCACAUUUCCACUCUGGUGAUCAGACACAUCCACCAGAGAAGCGGACAUCAAGGGAGAAAUCACAUCCUAGGGGAACUCAGACAAAGGUACUGGAUACUCGAAGCUGGUGUAGCAGUCAGGAGCUUGAUACACCAAUGCGUCAUAUGCCGAAAGUACCAAGCUGGACCCGGUAAACAGAGGAUGGCUGAUUUGCCAGCUUACCGUGUACGGCCCGAUGCCCCACCAUUCACAUAUACUGGAGUGGACUAUUUCGGCCCAUUCGAUAUCAAGUAUGGGCGAGUUAUCAGAAAGAGAUAUGGUGUAGUAUUCACCUGCCUUACUAGCCGUGCUAUUCACAUUGAGGUGGCCGAUUCCCUCGACACCAGCUCAUGCAUCAGUGCACUCAGACGAUUCAUGGCUAGGCGUGGCAAAGUGAAAGAAAUCCACCCAGACAAUGGAUCCAACUUUGUUGGAGCCGACAAAGAGCUCCAGCGAGCAAUGCAGGAGUGGAACCAUGGCGAAAUCAACAAUUUUGCCUUGAAGCAUGACAUCAAGUGGCAGUUCAACACACCAGCAGCCUCUCAUCAUGGACGUGUGUGGGAGAGGAAAAUCAGAACAAUACGUAAAAUUCUCCACGCCAUAUUGAGUGAGCAGUACAUGAAGACGUGCCAGAGUGAGGAACAGUUGCGCAACUUCAUGUGUGAGGUCGAGGCUGUAAUUAACAGCCGACCCCUGACACGAGCACCGGAUGACCCUCAUGACCUGAGUGUCAUCACGCCGAACAGUCUGAUACUUCUGAAACCUGAUUCAACACUGCCACCUGGAGUUUUCUCCCAGGAGGACCAGUACUCACGAAGGAGAUGGCGUCAGAUGCAGUACAUGGCGGAUGUCUUCUGGAAGAGGUGGACUAGAGAGUACCUACCUACCCUGCAGCAACGCCAGAAAUGGUCCCAACCUAGCAGAAACAUAGAGAAGGGUGAUGUUGUGCUCAUCGUUGAUAACAGCGCCCCGAGAAACUCCUGGCCAAUGGGACUUGUUCAGGAGGUAUUCAUGGACAAACGAGGACACGUACGCAGCGUUAAAGUGAUGACCAAGACUUCAGUUUUGGUCAGGCCUAUUACCAAGCUGUGUCUGCUUCUAGAGCAGGACGUCGAGUAAUCAUCAAUACUUGAACUCUUAGGGAAGGUAUGCAGAUGUCCGUCAAGUGGACAUCUCAGGGGAAGAGACUCCCCUGCCUUACAUAGUCUCAGGUCACCCUUGGGCAAGGUGUAGUAUCUGUUUGCCUCCCGAACCAGGGUUACGAUCUGAUGAAUCCUCAUCUGUCAACUUUACCGGAAUAGUGAAAACUACAGUGACAAUACCUUGCUUACCAGGAGAACCGGAACCAGCUGUACAUGCGUCGAAACAUGGACUGUGAUUUGGUGACUUCAU